This is a messenger RNA of Saitoella complicata NRRL Y-17804, 453 nucleotides long. RefSeq names its product L30e-like protein. Gene Ontology annotation, biological process: translation. Gene Ontology annotation, molecular function: structural constituent of ribosome. Lineage: Eukaryota; Fungi; Ascomycota; Saitoellomycetes; Saitoellales; Saitoellaceae. The record is from RefSeq and is a predicted model, not a curated record. Bases 1 to 453 code for a protein of 150 amino acids. Gene Ontology annotation, cellular component: ribosome; cytosolic small ribosomal subunit. The transcript is spliced from 3 exons.
AUGUCUGAGCACGGAGAUGAUGUCCCCAUGGAGCAGGUCGCUGCUGAGGAGGUUGAGGUUGCUGCCACCGCUGGCUCCGCUACCAUGACCGUUGAGGACGCCCUCAAGGAGGUCCUCAAGCGCGCUCUCAUCCACGAUGGUCUUGCCCGUGGUCUCCGUGAGGCCGCCAAGGCUUUGGACCGUCGCCAGGCCCACCUUUGCGUUCUCUGCGAGUCCUGCACUGAGGAGGCUUACAUCCGCCUUGUCGAGGCUCUCUGCGCUGAGCACAACAUCAACUUGAUCAAGGUCUCUGACGCUAAGAAGCUCGGUGAGUGGGCUGGUCUCUGCCAGCUCGACCGUGAGGGUAACCCCCGCAAGGUCGUUGGCUGCUCCGCCGUCGUCGUUAAGGACUUCGGAGAGGAGUCUGAGGCUCUCUCUUUCUUGUUGGCCUACUUCAAGAACCAGUCCGAGUAA